Molecule: messenger RNA, 4003 nt
Organism: Acipenser ruthenus (sterlet)
Lineage: Eukaryota; Metazoa; Chordata; Actinopteri; Acipenseriformes; Acipenseridae
Product: isoaspartyl peptidase/L-asparaginase
Exons: 7
Coding region: 76-1017 (313 amino acids)
Molecular function (GO): asparaginase activity
Source: RefSeq, a predicted model, not a curated record
AUAUAUUUCACUGAAACAUGAACUGCUGAAGUACCAGACUCUGCUGCUCUCAUUGGAAUUGUAAAACAGUUGAGGAUGAAACCUGUAAUAGUCGUUCAUGGUGGCGCCUGGGCCAUUCCAGAUAAAAUAGCAGAAGAUAGCAUAAGAGGAGUGAAAAAUGCAAUCCUGGAGGGUUUCAAAAUACUGGAGAAUGGAGGAAGUGCACUUGAUGCUGUGGAAUGUGCUGUGAGGUCUAUGGAAGACAAUCCGGUAUUUGAUGCAGGACACGGAGCAGUGCUGAAUGCUAAUGGUGAAGUGGAGCUUGAUGCAGUGAUCAUGGACGGCAAAACUCUGGCUGCUGGAGCAGUCUCCUCCAUCAGGAACAUUUCUAAUCCAGUGACAUUUGCUCGUUCAGUCAUGGAAAAGACGGACCAUGUCAUGCUGACUGACAGAGGUGCUAACCAAUAUGCCGACAGCCAGGGCAUUCCCAAGGUUGCCACAGAGGAGUUAAUUACAGAAGAUGAGAGAAAGGAGUGGGAGCAUUAUCAGAAGUACACAGACAGUGUGAAAACACUGUUUAAUUCACAGUUGGUCCAUGACACGGUGGGAGCUGUUGCCUUAGAUUGCAAUGGAAAUGUGGCCUGUGCCACCUCUACAGGAGGGAUCCGCAACAAAAUGGUCGGACGAGUUGGAGAUACUCCUAUUAUUGGUUCAGGUGGGUAUGCUGACAACCACAUUGGAGCUGUGUCAUGCACUGGCCAUGGAGAAUCUAUCAUGAAAGUUACCCUGGCAAGGCUCAUUCUCUUCCAUAUGGAACAAGGCAAAUCUCCAGAACAAGCAACAGAUGAGGCUCUCCAGUACAUGGCUGAAAGAGUGAUCGGCGCAGGAGGGGCGAUUGUCAUCAGCCCUGAUGGGAACUGGGCUGCAAGAUUCACCACUGAACGAAUGGCCUGGGCUUCUAUUAAGGAGGACACACUGUCAUAUGGUUUGAAUCCCAAGGAGAUGUUCAAUGAAAAAACGUUUAGAAUAGCUUCAUAAACAGAAUAACAUAUGUACCUUACUUUUUUUUUAGGAAGUAAGAGUUUCUAAACUGGUACAGCAUCAGUAUACUCCUAACAAAUUAUAAAAAGCCUCAUUGUCAGAUUGAAUGUCUUAUCAUUUGUACUUUUUAAACCUAGUUACAAUAGCAGCAAUCACUAUUUUAUACUCAUAACAAAUAUGAUAACAACAGAAGAUGUUAAUUAUGCUUCAAUUUAAAAGUGUAUUCGCUCAGAUUAUAAACCUUUCUUAAAUCCAAUAGCCUGUCCACACUACCUAAAUGAUUAUCACUUAGUUAAACCAUGCGAGUGCCAUUCACAAUUACACUUUCAACGUGUGGUGAACGCAUAUCAUGAGGCAGUAUGAAUAUGAUUUUAGUAACUAAUUAGUAUUAGUUUAUAUGCGAGUUUGGCAACGAUAUUGAAAUUGUAUAUCGAUAUUUUACACAUAUUUCAAUAUCGAUAAUAUCCAAGUCUUCCAAAACACAGAAAUAUAAUAACACAAUUGCAAUAGCAAACAUAUAUUGACGUUAAUUGAUAUGUACAUGAAAAGAAAUAACUUGCUUUAACUUAGGGGUGUUUUACUAUUUAUAUUGUUAUAUUGUUUUACUAUUUCAUCAUCAGCCACCUCAAAACCGAAAUAUUUGUGUACCUCACUGCGCAGACUUUAGCCAAUCCGGAAGUAAUUAAAUCAUCAGCUGCUCGGCAUGUGUAAUUGCUGACUCAUGAAACCACUAAAGGUAUUUAGUAUUGUGUCAUGGCAAAUUUUGCAUUGUUUUGAGAUACUUUUUAUGUUUUAAAAGUACAUCUCAUUUAUAAUACAGAAAAUUCACAUUUUAAAAAUACAUUAAUAAUCAUGUAAGUAAUGAACCGCUGAAGCAUGCGCAUAUCUCAUAGUAAUGCAAAACAGAUGGCCAAUGGUGCUCCUGCAGCAUGCAAAUAAGAGUUACCUCUGUGACUAUGCAGGAAAGUUAUUAUGUUUAAAUAAGUACAAUUUAAAUAAAUAAAUCUAUCUUUAAAAACUUGUAAUUAGUUUCAGCAUUGCUCUAUUAAACUGUCUCAUUUAGCAUAUACUGUUUGUGUGUCAUUGUAAUUAAAUUAGUGCAUAGUCAGUUUAUAAAAGUAUUCUCCAAACUUUUUCUGCCACGUGUUUGUAGUGUCAAAUAAAGACAAUGCAACAGCAGAAAUCAUCAUAAGGGCCCGCUGUUUAGAUCCUUGAAGAAUGAGAAGCCACGUAGUUUAGAGUAGGGUGUAAAGAUCAAAGUUCCAGUUCUGUUUUUGUUAUUGUUCAUUGUAGGUAUUAUGUCUAAUGCUUCUACUAAUACAUCUAAUACACAAUAAUUAUUAUUUUGUUUAUUUAGCAGACGCCUUUAUCCAAGGCGACUUACAGAGACUAGGGUGUGUGAACUAUGCAUCAGCUACAGAGUCACUUACAAAUACGUCUCGCCCGAAAGACGGAGCACAAGGAGGUUAAGUGACUUGCUCACACAAUGAGUCAGUGGCUGAGGUGGGAUUUGAACCGGGAACCUCCUGGUUACAAGGCCCUUUUCUUUAACCACUGGACCACACAGCCUCCUAAUUAACAAUGUUGUUUUACUUAUCACAAAACUGUUUAAGCACUAAUGUGUUAUAUACACAAAUGCAUUAUUUAUGUUUGACGAUUUUUCACAAUAAAUCAUGGUCAUAAUUGUCUGAAAUUGUUUGUGUGUUUUAAAACCGUUGAAUACAACAAAGGAAAAUAUGUAAACAAAAGGAUUUCAAUAAACCGCUCAUUUGCCGGAAAUUGAGAUACUGGUGUCCUGAAAUGUGAGGUCACUUGGUGCAAGUAGCGUAUACAAUGGUUAAAUAAUACUUUAGUGUGUGGUGUUUGCUUAUGAGACUGACCAUGAUUGGUAUGUAUAGGGUUUGUUGUAUAUUAAUAUAAAAUAAACUUGAUUAUACUGCGCUUGUAUUUUUAGCAGUAUAAGCAAUAAAAAGUAUGUCUCUGUGAGCGUACGUGAUUUAUUUUUUUAAAAUCCCAUGAUAUCGCAAUAUGGAAAUUAUUAUCGAUAUUGAACGAUAUCACAUCAAAAUAUCGAUAUUGGUGCCCAUCCCUAGUUUAUAUAUUUAUAAAUAUUUAACUAUAAUCAUGAAUAAAAUUACAUUAAAGUAAUAUAUUGUUUUGCGUGGCUUAUUUUGUAUAUAAAAACAGAUAGCUUCACACAUCCUUUAACAGGUAAACGUUUUUCCAUCAAACAAAGGAUUACUUGUAUUACAUCUAAUGUAUUCUGUCUAUUAAUUUGUCCAUGUGGCCGUAGAUAUGUUGGCAAAACCCUUAGAAUUAUCAAAACCAGAUUCAGCAAACAUAAAAGUGCAGUAAGGCACAAUGACCCCACAUCCCCCUGAUAGCCAGGCAUUUCAGUGAGUUUGCACAUAAUGUCAAUUCAUUAAAAUGCACAGGAAUAGAAACCGUUUCUGUAAGAUGUUGCUGUUAAAUUACUGCGAAGAGAAACUUUUUGGAUUUUUAAACUAAACACAUUAAUGCCCAAGGGACUCAAUGAAGACUUUGAAUUAUCUCCAUAUCUCUAGUUUGUUUAAUUUGACUUACUGUUUCGUUUUGGUAUGAAUGAGUGUCUUUACUGUUUAAUAUUCAAUAAUGACUGUUGUUAAUUGUUUAAUUGUAUGCAUUCAGCUCCAAUCUAUAUUAUCUGGGUUAUUAGUAUAACUCUUUUUAACCUUUGCUAGCCUAAGUAAUAUAUCGAUAUAUUGUUUGAUAAAUAGACAUUGUAUAAUAUGCCAUUCUUGUUUUGUUCAUGUAACGAAUGACAAGGAUUAUUUAAAUGUAAAACAUGUCGUGUUAUACUGAAUAUAAUAUUGAUUAUUGGUUGUAAAAUGAUUAACAUCUCUACUAACUGAUUAGUUAUACAUACUUAAAAGGUCCCAGUAUCACAGUAUCGCUGAUGAAGCCUAUGGGUGAAACAUGUUUUAAAAAAUGUUUUUAAUUUAAA